Molecule: messenger RNA, 432 nt
Organism: Heterostelium album PN500
Lineage: Eukaryota; Evosea; Eumycetozoa; Acytosteliales; Acytosteliaceae
Exons: 1
Coding region: 1-432 (143 amino acids)
Cellular component (GO): oligosaccharyltransferase complex
Source: RefSeq, a predicted model, not a curated record
AUGUCAGGAUUGUUAGAAUUACCAUUUCACUUCAUCAGAGUACCAAAGAUGAGAUUGAAGACACCAAAUGUAGAGGCACCAUCGCCAAUGGUUGUCUUCACAUUCAUCUUUUUCACAUAUUUCUUGGUGAGCUCUGGUAUCAUCUACGAUUUAAUUGUUGAGCCACCCUCAAUCGGAUACGUUCAAGAUGAAAAGGGUAACAGCAAACCACAGGUAUUCCAGAUGUACCGUAUCAACGGUCAAUAUAUCAUCGAAGGUCUCUCUGCAGGUACCAUUUUCGCACUCGGUGCACUUGGAUUCAUCAUUUUGGAUAUGAACAAGAAGAAGAACAACAACUACCUUUUCAUCUUGGGUCUUGUUUUAGUCGUAGCCACCUACAAUAUCGCAAUCGUUUUCCUUCGUAUGAAGAUCCCAGGUUAUGGUUAUUUCUAG